Danio rerio (zebrafish) is the source of this 2352-nucleotide messenger RNA. The record is from RefSeq and is a predicted model, not a curated record. Lineage: Eukaryota; Metazoa; Chordata; Actinopteri; Cypriniformes; Danionidae.
AACCGUAUAAAUAUAUACAAAAACAGACGCGAGAAGACCAAAUAAACUACAGAUUUACGACUAAACGUCAGUAUCAACAGAAUGCUUUUGGGAAGACAUCUCCGACUGUGAUGUCAGGACUUGCGUUUAUCACGCAUGCGCAAAACGAAAACGCGCAUGAUGCUGUGAAUGAACAGGAGAAGCCGAGCACCGGUGGCUUAAAAAUCGACUAGAAGCGCGUGUAAGACCAGGAAGUUGUGUAGUAUAUAAACGGAACACUUUGUGGAAGCAUUUUCUCGUGGACUUUAUAUAUUUUUCUUUUUAAAGGUACAUAUUACUGCUCCAGCAUGAGGUUCCCAAACAGAAAACUACACACGGCGGUGAACGGAGGAGACUCGGGCGUUUCUACUCACUUUAGAAACCCUUUCGUGCACGAGUUGCGGUUUACUACUCUUCAGAAACUCAAGAGAACAUUGAGUGGAGGCAGGUCAUGAUUGACAGUGCUGCCCACAGGCUAAUAUGGUCCAACACUAGAUCUGAAACAAGAUAGCUGUGAUGACUGUGACGCUUUUCCCUGUUCGUCUGCUCUUUGCUGCAUUCAUGAUGUUGUUGGCCUGGCCCUUUGCAUUCGUGGCUACUGUUGGCCGUUCUGAAAAUGCAGUUGAGCCCCUGUCCUGGUGGAGGUGGCUGGUGGAUCUGGCCCUGAAGGCCAUCAUGAGGGCCAUGUGGUUUUCCGGAGGGUUUCAUUGGGUCCGUGUGAAGGGUCGGCCGGCUCUGCCCAGUGAAGCACCUAUCCUCACGAUGGCACCUCACUCUUCCUACUUUGAUGCCAUCCCUGUCACCAUGACCAUGGCCUCUAUAGUGAUGAAGGCAGAGAGUAAAGACAUUCCAGUCUGGGGAACUCUUAUCAAAUUCAUUCGGCCAGUGUUUGUGUCCCGCUCGGAUCAGGACUCCCGGAGGAAGACCGUCGAGGAGAUCAAACGUAGAGCGUCAUCUAAUGGCGAAUGGCCUCAGAUCAUGAUAUUCCCGGAGGGCACAUGCACCAAUAGAUCCUGUCUCAUCGCAUUUAAGCCUGGUGCAUUCAUCCCUGGCGUUCCUGUCCAGCCUGUCGUGUUGCGGUAUCCUAAUGAGUUGGAUACAAUCUCAUGGACGUGGCAAGGGCCUGGAGCGUUUAAGAUUUUGUGGCUUACAUUGUGUCAGCUACAUAACUUCGUUGAGAUAGAGUAUCUUCCUACAUACACUCCGUCAGAAGAGGAGAAGAAAGAUCCAGCCCUGUUUGCCAGCAAUGUGAGACGCAUCAUGGCCAAGGCACUUGGGUUGCCCAUUAUCGAUUACUCUUUUGAGGACUGCCAGCUUGCCAUGGCCAAAGGCCCUUUGCGUUUGCCCAAACACACCUGCUUGCUAGAAUUCGCCAGACUGGUGCGACUUUUGGGCCUGAAGACAAAAGUCACAGAUGAAGUCUUGCAAGAAGAAGCUUGCAGUGCCCGUCAGCUGUGUGGAAGACGACUGGACAUGGAGGGCUUUGCUCAGUAUCUCCACCAACCCAUGACAGAAGCAGUCCAGGAUAUCUUCUCACUAUUUGAAGAGCAUGGGAUGAUGGAUGUGAGAGAAUACGUCAUCGCUCUGUCAGUGGUUUGUAGACCUUUCAGAUAUCUGGACACCGUUAAACUGGCCUUCAGGAUGUUUGAAGCACAGGAGGACGGAGCUAUUGUUGAAGACGAACUGACCGUCAUUCUAAAAACUGCUCUGGGAGUUGGAGAUCUUGCUGUUUCUGAACUCUUCAGGGCCAUAGAUAGCCAAGACAAGGGAAAGAUCACAUUUGAUGAAUUGUGCAGCUUCAUGGAGAAAUGCCCUGAUUUGGUGGAGCAGUAUCACUGUCUCUGUGAGUCAAUCUCUCAGCACUCCAGAGAAUCCACAUCUUCAAGUAACGGCUUCUGUGCUGACUUCAGCCCCCGAAAUCACAGCAAGAAACAGGACUAAACAUGGCUUUACCAUCACAGCCUGUCACCCUCAGUGUGUGACGCUGUUUUCCUGUGUGCACCAAGAGAGGUGAUGACAGACCACAUCUCAAGUUGAAUCUGAAUUUGCAUCUGGGUACAUUACCCUAGGGAUUUUCCCAGAGUUUUUGUUCAAAAUCCUUCAAUAAUUUAUUUUUUAUGCCCUCAAGGAACUUAUCUUCAAGGCGCUUCGUUUUUCUGACAGAUCUUAAGAAUGGAAACGAAACUGACUUUAUUUUAAUGCCUUAUGUUCUUUUUUUGACAGAGAGAUUUUCACAGUUUUUCUAUAUAAAGCGUUGCUUGCUUUAAAAGAUUGCAAUUUUUAAUAUGCGCAAAAUAAAUAAAUAAAAAAACCACGCCAACAACAUACAAAAAA